This is a messenger RNA of Tyto alba (common barn owl), 818 nucleotides long. It is a transcript of the gene PAM16, whose product is annotated as presequence translocase associated motor 16. Gene Ontology annotation, cellular component: TIM23 mitochondrial import inner membrane translocase complex. The record is from RefSeq and is a predicted model, not a curated record. The transcript has 6 exons. Lineage: Eukaryota; Metazoa; Chordata; Aves; Strigiformes; Tytonidae. Gene Ontology annotation, biological process: protein import into mitochondrial matrix. Bases 114 to 494 code for a protein of 126 amino acids.
GAGGCGGGGAAAGGCGGGGACGGUCCGGCCCGCGCCCGCCGCCGUCUCGAUGUCCGCGGCGCCCUUCGCUCCCUGACCCCGUGACCGGCGGGGGCGGAAGCGGCGGCGGGGCCAUGGCCAAGUACCUGGCGCAGAUCAUCCUGGUCGGGGCCCAGGUGGUGGGCCGGGCCUUCGUGCGGGCGCUGCGCCAGGAGUUUGCAGCGAGCCGAGCGGCAGCAGACGCGCGAGGGCGCUCGGAGAGGCCCCAGUCCGCCGCCGCGUCCCGGAUCAUCGGCAUCAGCCUCCAGGAAGCUCAGCAGAUCCUCAACGUCUCAAACCUCAACCCAGAGGAGAUCCAGAAGAACUACGACCACUUGUUCAAGGUGAACGACAAGUCAGUGGGAGGCUCCUUCUACCUGCAGUCCAAGGUGGUGAGAGCCAAGGAGCGGCUGGACGAGGAGCUCCGCAUCCAGGCCAAGGACGAGAAGGAGAAGGAGUGGAAAGCCGAGACGUGACUCCUGCUGCUCCCCACGCCCCAUGUCCCUCACCCUUAAUUUAUAGGCGUGCCGGGAGCUCUGUGCCAUCACCCGCGGGCAGCCGGCAUGGCUGCAGGGUCGGGGCGACGGGCCGUGGCCAUCCCCACCCGUGGCUUGUGCCAGAGCUUCGCCGGGAGCACGGGGACCUGCCGGGGCAUCAGGCAGAGCCAGCCGUGCCCCCACCAUCGCACCCACCACCUCCGUGGGCUCGUCGCCACGGUCACGGACUGAGACAGGAACUUACUUCAACUUCACUUUAUUGUUUUCUUAAUAAACUUCCUCUCCCCUGGAGGAAUAUAGUGU